Molecule: messenger RNA, 2028 nt
Organism: Durio zibethinus
Lineage: Eukaryota; Viridiplantae; Streptophyta; Magnoliopsida; Malvales; Malvaceae
Source: RefSeq, a predicted model, not a curated record
AUGUCUAAUUUGGGAGAUAAUUCGUGUUCCCCAACACCUCCUACUUCUACCUCACAUCAAUCACCAAUUCAGCAAACUCCAAUUCCAACAUCUGAUGAAAAUACAACUCUUUCAUUAAGUGUGACGAAUCAUGGUGCUAAAGUUGAUGAUAGUGGGUAUAACUCAAGUAAGCUAAAAUCAGAAAAAAAACUUGGUGGUGCUUCAAAGAAUGGGACAAGUCAUUUACGUGAGCAUUCAGACAGGUGCAGUAAGCGAUUUCAAAUGGAUAUUCGUCAACAAGUGCUGGUAGCAAAUCAAAGGAAGGUAGAUGGAAAAGUAACACUAAAAAACCUUUCCUUUGAUCAAAAUGUCACAAGGAGGGAGCUUGCCAACAUGAUAAUCAUGCACGAAUAUCCUUUAUCAAUGGUUGAUCAUGUGCAAUUCAGAAAGUAUUCUUACAGUCUCCAACCUUUGUUUGCUAUGCCUUCUCGAAAUACUAUAAAGAGUGAUAUUUUAAAGAUUUUCAAAGAGGAAAAGGCAAAAAUAAUAUCCAAGUUGGAAGCUAAUGAAGGGAGAAUUGCUAUCACAACUGAUAUGUGGACUGCUGAUCACCAAAAAAGAGGAUACAUGGCUGUCACUGCUCAUUACAUUGAUAAUCAAUGGAACUUACAAAAAUGCAUCAUCAGGUUUGAAUAUGUGCCAACUCUACAUACAAAAGAGGUCAUUACUUCAAGUUUGAUGAAAUGUUUCCUAGAUUGGAAUAUUGAUAGAAAACUUUCAUCUAUUACAGUGGAUAAUUGUAGUGUGAAUGAUGGUGUUAUUGAGUUGUUAAUUGAUAGAAUUGGUUGUGAUGCAUUUUUGCUUAAUGGGGCUUUUUUUCAUAUGCGUUGUUGUGCACACAUCUUGCAUUUGAUUAUGAAAGAUGGAUUGAGUGUGAUUGGAGAUGGAAUUGAAAUAAUUCGUGAUAGUGUCCUUUUUUGGGGUGCUACACCAAAGAGUUGGGAAAAAUUUGAAGAGGCAGCGCGUCAAUUGCGCAUUCCAACUUUAAAAAGGUUGUGUGUUGAUGUCAAAACACGAUGGAACUCUACUUAUUUGAUGCUUCGAACAGCUUUGUUUUAUAAAGAUGUUUUUCCUCGUUGUGUGCAAUUACAUGGUGAUCCUUUGUACAAACAUUUACCAACUGAAAAUGAUUGGAUCAUUGCAACCGAGAUUUGUGAAAAGUUGAAAUUGUUUUAUGAUAUCACUGAAGGGUUUUCUGGCACAAAAUAUGCUACUGCAAAUAUUUAUUUUCCUAAUAUUUGCAAAAUCAGAUUGGCAUUGAAUGAAUGGAUUAUGCAUACCGAUAGAAUUAUUUCAUGUAUGGCUGUGAGCAUGUUAGGCAAAUUUGAAAAAUAUUGGAAUGAUGUGCUUGGUAUAAUGGGUGUUGCUACAAUUUUAGAUCCAAGGAUUGUGCAAAUAUGUCGGGAUUUGGUUAAGGAGUAUGAGAAAAAUUUGGCUUUGAAAAAGGAAGAAGGACCUUCUAGUUCAAGCUUUUCAUUUUUAGAUGGUGUUGAAGUCAUACCAAGAAAAGGAGAUUUUGAUAUAUUGAAUUGGUGGAAACUAACUGGGCCUCAAUUUUUGACCUUACAACUUAUUGUUAGAGAUAUAUAUGCCAUACCAGUUUUUACUGUUGCUUCAAAGUCUACUUUUAGUACUGGAGGGAGGUUGGUGAGUGCACAACGUAAUAGACUUCAUCCAUCAACUAUAGAAGCUUUAACAUGUUGUCAAAGUUGGUUAUGGGCUAAAGAAGAAGGGUCAAUUUCAUUAGAAGAAAAUUCUUUUUACGAGGAUGUUGAUGAUAGUGAGAUUGAGGAAAAGAUAACUAGUGUGACCAAAGAAUGGACUCAACUCCACCAACAUGCCGAAGAAUGGACCCAAAAAUUUACUCAAGUUGAAAUAGAGGAGAAAAAGAGAAAAUGGCUAUGUUAUUGGUGUGGGACUAAGUAUACACCUGAACACAAGUGUAUGAAGUCCCAAACCUAUCAGUUGAUUAUUAGUGACUGUGAAUGA